Molecule: messenger RNA, 135 nt
Organism: Haemonchus placei
Lineage: Eukaryota; Metazoa; Nematoda; Chromadorea; Rhabditida; Trichostrongylidae
Source: the annotation of a GenBank genome assembly
AUGCCACUUGGAAUAGUUGAAAUGAAUCAGACUUGUGAUGGCUUACUCAUCAAUCUCAGGUUCAUGCCUUUACGUAUCAUACAGGUGUUGAUAUUGGUAAAUAGACGCGCUCGACGAAUUCUCCAAAAAAGCUAA